Messenger RNA from Piliocolobus tephrosceles (Ugandan red Colobus), 1537 nucleotides. RefSeq names its product ligand of ATE1 (gene LIAT1). The record is from RefSeq and is a predicted model, not a curated record. The transcript has 2 exons. Gene Ontology annotation, biological process: protein arginylation. NCBI's taxonomy places the organism in Eukaryota, Metazoa, Chordata, Mammalia, Primates, Cercopithecidae. Bases 131 to 1108 code for a protein of 325 amino acids.
AGAAGCACGCAUUCGCACACCGCUGUGUGCUGAGGUCGCCAAAAGACAGAAACACGCAUGCGCACACCGCAGUCCGUGGGGCGCUAGGCUGAAGCGUCCUGACUGCGCAGGCGCAGCGGGGGUGGUCGCCAUGGAGACGCGUGGCCCUGGCCUGGCGGUCCCCGCGAAGAGCCGCCCACUAGUCGGCAGCGGGUCUCAGGCGCCCCGGGGGCGGGUUGGGUUGCAGCCCAGCAGGCGGAUGGACCGCCGCGGUGGGGCAGAGGCAUCGGGGUACGAGGACAACGACGGCGAGGAGGAGGAGCGGGAGGGCGGCGCCGCGGGCCCGCAGGGGUCUAGACUGCCCCCCAUCCCAGGCGGCGCCUCCGAGCUGGCCAAACGGAAGGUGAAGAAGAAGAAAAAAAGGAAGAAGAAGACCAAGGGGUCUGGCAAGGGGGACGAUAAACAUCAGAGCCCGAGCGUGAAGAGCCAGCUGCUUUCUUCCUCCUUUCAUGACAUCUUAAGUCCUGGCAAAGACCGUGGCCCGAAACCGGAGCACAGACAGAGCAAAGUGGAGAACAGGCACCUCCCUUCGGACUCCUCCACCGUCAGCCUCCCCGACUUUGCCGAAAUAGCCGAGAACCUUGCGAACCAGAUCAACGAAAGUCUGCGCUGGGAUGGAGUUCUUGCUGACCCAGAGGCAGAGAAGGAAAGGAUUCGCAUCUAUAAACUGAACCGGAGAAAGCGGUACCGGUGCUUGGCCCUCAAGGGCUUCCACACCGACCCUGAUGCCCUCAAGAGCUUCCACACUGACUCCAAUGCCCUCAAGAGCUUCCAGUCCGACCCCGGCGCCCUCAAGAGCUUCCAGUCCGACCCCGACGCCCUCAAGAUCUUCCAGUCCGACGCUGACGCCCUCAAGGGCUUCCAGUCCAACCCCGACGCCCUCAAGAGCUUCCAGUCCAACCCCGAUGCCGAGGAGACCCCUGAGAACUUACCCUACCUCUCAGACAAAGACAGCAGCUCCAGCUGCAGGCAGCCCACAUCGACAGCUGAGCACCCCAAUCUCUACUUGGAAGGAAACCUUACCCCAAAGCUUCUACGCUCUGAUUUAGCUCCUACUCUGCUGGAGUAAAACUCCACCCACAAUGCGACAAACUGGUAAUUUCUCCUUACCACAAGUUUAUGUGUUAAAAACAGUCAUCACAAAAGAAAAUGAGGCCAGUACACGGGCGAGGCCGACUCUCCCAUCACCAGGAUGCCCUUGGCUGCCCGGGAAAGCCACAGCUCCUCGAGAACAUACGCAAUUUAGUGAACAGAAUUCUUUUCAGAAUUUCCUUUUUCUUAAAUAAGCAUCUCUGUUAUUUCUCACCACAGCUAGUUGUCUAUAAUCUGCCCCCAAAAGAAAAGAAAGUGUGUAGAUUAUUUACAUCUUAAAGUCUCCAUCUCAUGGUGAAACUCCUCACACAGUACCUGCUUCUGUCGGCCCAAGGACCAUGCUCUGAACCUCUUGGAGCCUUUUUCUGUUUUAAUUAAAUGCACGUCCUGCCUUUAAACGGCCUCA